Molecule: messenger RNA, 3745 nt
Organism: Tachysurus fulvidraco (yellow catfish)
Lineage: Eukaryota; Metazoa; Chordata; Actinopteri; Siluriformes; Bagridae
Gene: sec14l1
Product: SEC14-like protein 1
Exons: 15
Coding region: 92-2158 (688 amino acids)
Biological process (GO): negative regulation of RIG-I signaling pathway
Cellular component (GO): cytoplasm; cytosol
Molecular function (GO): RIG-I binding
Source: RefSeq, a predicted model, not a curated record
GCUGACUUACACAACACAUGCAGAUCAGCUGCGAGGACUACAUUGCUGAUUGUCUGCCUGUUAGUGCCUCAGUAGUGUUCACCAGUGGACCAUGGUGCAGGAAUAUCAGUCACCGGUGCGGGUCUACAAGCACCCCUUUGAACUUAUAAUGGCGGCCUACGAGCGAAGAUUUCCAACCUGUCCCCUCAUCCCCAUUUUUGUGCACAGCGACAUCAUCAGUGAAAGUCAGAGCGAAGACGGAGCAACUCAUGUAAUCGAGCGAAGGUGUGCACUUGACGUGGAUGCCCCUCGACUGUUAAAGAAGAUAGCAGGAGUCGACUACCUGUACUUUGUGCAGAAAAACACACUGGAUCGGCGACAGAGGGUUCUGCAUAUAGAGACCUACAAUGAAUCCUUUUGCACCAGGGUGAUGGUCAAAGAGCACUGCUGCUACAGGGUGCAUCCAGAAAAUGAAGAGUGGACAUGUUUUGAGCAGUCAGCCAAUAUGGACAUAAAGUCUUUCUUUGGAUUUGAGGGUACAGCAGAGAAGAUUGCUAUGAGGCAAUAUGCUUCUAGUAUUAAUAAGGGCAAGGAGAUUAUCGAAUAUUACCUCCGAGAGCUAGAGUCAGAGGGUAUAACUAAUAUACCUCGCUGGACUCCUCCUUUCAGUACCACAGCAUCAAGCAAGCUAACAGUCAACUUAGCUACCAACAGCAGCAAAGAAGAACAUGAUGGAGUCCACAGUAACCUCACAGAGACCAUGCCUGCUUCUGUAGAAGAUAAGUUACAUGCAGAUUACAUUAGACACUAUCUAGGAGAGCUGAGCCCUCUGAAUGAGAGUUGCUUCAUCCGCCUACGGCAGUGGCUGAAGGAGACACACAAGGGAAAGCUCCCUAAAGACCAGCAUGUGCUGAGGUUUCUGCGCUCACGGGACUUUAAUGUAGAGAAAGCUCGAGAAACAUUGUGCCAUACACUCUCUUGGAGGAAGCAGCACCAGGUGGACUUCCUGUUGGACUCAUGGAAGUGUCCACAACUGUUGCGUGACUACUACACAGGGGGAUGGCACUAUCAUGACAAAGGUGGCCUGCCUCUCUACAUCUUACGGCUUGGACAAAUGGACACCAAAGGACUUGUCCGGGCUUUAGGGGAAGAAUCUCUUCUUCGGCAUGUGCUAUCUAUCAAUGAGGAAGGUCUCAAGCGCUGUGAGGAGAACACAAUCAUCUUUGGCAGACCCAUUAGUUGCUGGUCCUGUCUAGUGGAUCUGGAGGGGCUGACAAUGAGGCAUCUGUGGAGGCCAGGAAUUAAAGCUUUACUGAGGAUUAUAGAGGUGGUGGAGGCCAACUAUCCUGAGACACUGGGUCGGCUGCUUAUAUUGAGAGCUCCCCGUGUCUUUCCUGUGCUCUGGACACUGAUCAGCCCAUUCAUUGACGAGAACACUCGCAAGAAAUUCCUCAUCUAUGCUGGGAAUGACUAUCAGGAUUCAGGAGGAUUGGUGGAUUACAUAGACAAAGAGAUCAUCCCUGACUUUCUUGGAGGAGAUUGUCCAUGUGAUGUUCCGGAGGGUGGCCUGGUUCCCAAAUCACUGUAUCGCACUGCAGAGGAGCUGGAAAAUGAGGAGAUCAAACUCUGGACUGAAACUAUCUACAAAACUGCAAGUGUCUUUAAAGGUGCUCCACAUGAGGUGCUGAUUGAAAUCACAGAAGCAUCAUCAGUUAUCACAUGGGACUUUGACAUUUGUAAAGGUGAUGCUGUUUUCAACAUCUAUCACUCAAGAAAAGCUUCACAAACUCAAAAGAAAGAUACUCUGACGAAUCUGACUGGUCCUGGAGGCAACAACGUUCAAGUGAUUGACAAGUCAUGGAUACUGGGAACGGACUACAGCUUGGUGGAAGCGGCUCUAGCUUGUAGAGAGGGCGAGAGCAUACAGGGCUCACAUGUAACACGUUGGCCUGGUUUCUACAUCCUGCAGUGGCGCUUCCACAGCUCAGCAUCCAGCUUAUCCUCACUUCAAGUCUCCACACAGAAGUGUCGGGUGAUGUACUACACCGAAGUGCUGCAGUCUGCUGACUUCAGGGGUUCUAUGACAAGUCUAGAGUCCAGCCAUAGUGGCUUCUCCCAGCUGAGCAGCACUACCACCUCUUCUGGCCAAUCACAUUCCAGCUCACUUGCUUCGCGGUAGAACAUAAGACACAUAAAACCUGAGAUUGUUUGAUACAAAAUCCUGUAGAAAUUGUUACACAGAAUUUUGUGCUGUUUUUACUUAAGUUAUGUUGUUUGAGUCAUUUCACAUUUCUUCUCAUUUAUAUUUCUAAUAUACAGUAGUGUGAAAAAGUGUUUGCCCCCUUCCUGAUUUUUAAUUUUUUUGCAUGUUUGUCACACUUUCAGAUCAGAUCAUCAAACUAAUUGAAAUAUUAGUCCAAGAUAACACAAGUAAACACAACAUGCGGUUUUUAAAUGAAGGUUUUUAUUAUUAAGGUAAAACAAAAUGUAAACCUAUUGUACAUGGCCCUGUGUGAAAAAGUGUUUGCCCCUUAUAACUGGUUGGGCCACCCUUAGCAACAAGAACUGCAAUCAAGCGUUUGCGAUAACUUGUAAUGAGUCUGUUACAGCGCUGUGGAGGAAUUUGGGUCCACUGAUAUUUGCAGAAUUGUUAUAAUUCAGCCACACUUGAGGGUUUAUGAGCAUGAACCGCCUUUUUUAAGGUCAUGCCACAGCAUCUCAAUAUUCAGGUCCGGAUUCAGAGGUGGAAUUGCUGGUGUGUUUUGGAUCAUUUUCCUUUCGCAGAACCCAAGUGCACUUUAGCUUAAGGUCACGAACAGAUAGCUGCACAUUGUCCCUCAGGAUUUUUUGGGAGACAGCAGAGUUCAUGGUCUUCCAGGUCCUGAAGCAGCAAAAACAGUACCAGACCGUCACCCUACUGUACCACCACCAUAUUUUACUUUUGGUACGAUGGGUUUUUUUUCUGAAAUGCAGUUACUUUUGUAAUAGGACAUACAACUUCCAAGAAGUUCAGCUUUUGUCUCAUCAGUCCACAAAGUAUUUCCCCAAAAGUCUUGGGGAUCAUCAAGAUGUUUUCUGGCAAAUCUGAGACGAGCCUUUAUGUUUUUUUUUUUUGCUCAGUAGUGGUUUUCAUCUUGGAACUCUGUCAUGCAGUUCAUUUUUGCCCGGUCUCUUUCUUAUGGUGGAGUCAUGAACACUGACCUUAACUGAGGCAAGUGAGGCCUGCGGUUCUUUGGAAGAUGUUGUGGGAUCUUUUGUGACAUCUUGGGUGAGUUAUUGCUGCGCUUUUGGGGUAAUUUUGUUCGGCUGGCCACUCCUGGGAAUGUUCACCACUGUUCCAUGUUUUUGCCAUUUGUGGAUAAUGGCUCUCACUGUGGUUCGCUGGAGUCCCAAAGCUUUAGAAAUGGCUUAAUAACCCUUUCCAGAAUGAUAGAUCUCAAUUACUUUCUUUCUCAUCCUGAAUUACUUUAGAUCUCAGCAUGAUGUGUAGCUUUUGAGGAUCUUUUGAUCUACUUCACUGUCAGUCAGGUCUUAUGUAAGUGCUUUCUUAAUUGCGAACAGGUGAGGCAGAUCAGGCCUGGGUGUGGCUAGAGAAAUUGACCUCAGGUGUGAUAAACCACAGUUAAGUUAAGAUAAACCACAGAGGGGUAAACACUUUUUCACACAGGGCCAUGUGAGUUUGGAUUUUAUUUUCCCUUAAUAAUAAAAACCUUCAUUUAAAAACUGCAUGUUGUGUUUACUUGUUUUAUCUUUGAUUAAUAUUUAA